Molecule: messenger RNA, 1356 nt
Organism: Leptopilina heterotoma
Lineage: Eukaryota; Metazoa; Arthropoda; Insecta; Hymenoptera; Figitidae
Product: tigger transposable element-derived protein 2-like
Exons: 6
Coding region: 1-1356 (451 amino acids)
Cellular component (GO): nucleus
Molecular function (GO): DNA binding
Source: RefSeq, a predicted model, not a curated record
AUGAAGAAAAGUGUGAAGUGUUUGAAAAGAUCAACAUGCAAUCGUCUGCUUUCAAAGAUUUGUUCAAAUUCAACAUUUCCAAAUGUUGCCGAAAUUAAUACAAACCAAUUAAAGAGCAAAACUACAAAAGUAAGUAGUAAUGAAGAAUUAGAUAAAGCAGUAUUUAUAUGGUUUCAACAAAUCCGUGAUAGAGGGGAUUCAAUUUCAGGACCCAUUCUAAAAGAAAAAGCUAUUCUUUUGAGCAAACAACUUGAUCCCAAUUCUACCUUCAAAGCAAGUGAGGGUUGGAUGCACCGUUUUAAAAAGCGACACGGAAUAAAAUAUUGCGAAAUGAAGGGCGAAAAACUAUCAAAUAACCCUGAAAAUGCGAAUGAAUUCGCAUUAUAUCUUCAAGAAAGAAUUGAUAGAGAAAAAUUGUCUUUAGAUAAUAUAUAUAAUGCAGAUGAAACAGGAAUGUUUUGGCGAUCUUUGCCGUCUAAAACUUUGGCCUUUAAUACCGAAACUGAAGUUUCAGGACGAAAGGAACACAAAGAACGUGUCACUGCUCUCUUUUGUUCCAACGCUAGCGGUAAUCACCAAAUUCCCUUACUAGUUAUCGGAAAAUCUUGCACACCAAGAUGUUUAAAGAGUUUGAUUAAUCCAGAAAUGAAAAAUAGUCGACUAAAAAAUCUUGAUAGUCUCGGGGUGAUAUACACUCAUCAAAACAAUUCCUGGAUGAACAAGGAAAUAUUUAUGUUGUGGUACAAAGAAAUAUUUAUACCCAAUGUUUUAAAUCACCAAAAAGAGACAGGUGUGACGGGAAUCGUUACAUUGUUAUUAGACAAUGCUCCAGCGCAUCCAAGUUUGAGUGAAUUAAAUGCCGUAAAUGAGAACUUUAAGGUUCAAUUUUUACCACCUAACGUCACUGCGAUAAUCCAACCCAUGGAUCAGGUAUGGAGAGCAAUUUUAGGUGAUGAGCUUAUAAAUGAUCAACCCGAUUCUGACAUUGAAGCCUUCAAUAAUAAUGAAGAGGUAGAGACUUCAACAAAUUCUACUGAAGAGUCGUCGAAUUUCCUCGAACAAUUUGGUGAUACAAUUGUAAAUUUUUUCCAAAAUGAGUCAAAUUUCUCAGUAAUAGAGUCCAGAAAACAUCUUUUGACUUGGUUAAAUAAUGAAGAAAAAAAUGAUUCUGGAUGGGAACUGAUGUCGGACGAAAAUAUUAUAAGUUUUGUCACCGCUGGAAAAGUAGUCCCAACAUCUGUUAACGAAAUAGAAGAGGCGAAUGAAAGCACUGUCAAUUUGGAGAAAGAAAAUAUUUUACCAUCACAAGUUCUUGAAAGUCUUAGGAUUGUGGAAACGAAUACUAAGUGUAGUUAA